Messenger RNA from Solea solea (common sole), 816 nucleotides. Its product is annotated as histone H1-like. The transcript has a single exon. Gene Ontology annotation, biological process: nucleosome assembly. Gene Ontology annotation, molecular function: structural constituent of chromatin; DNA binding. NCBI's taxonomy places the organism in Eukaryota, Metazoa, Chordata, Actinopteri, Pleuronectiformes, Soleidae. The coding region runs from base 83 to 715 and encodes 210 amino acids. The record is from RefSeq and is a predicted model, not a curated record. Gene Ontology annotation, cellular component: nucleosome.
AGAAGGACACACACACACACACACUCAACUGAGCGCGCUCUCUCUCACUGUCUCUUACUCUGACACCCAACCUUAACCGAAUAUGGUGGAAGAAGUUCCGGCGGCGGCUGCGGCGGCUAAAGCCCCAGCAAAGUCUCCCAAGAGAAAAGCCGUGAAGCGCGUCAAGAAAGACGGACCUAAUCUAAAGCAGCUGGUCAUCGCCGCAGUUGCUGACAGCAAGGAACGCAAAGGCGCGUCCGCGUCUGCUAUCAAGAAAUAUCUGACCGCUAAAGACGUCGAUGCGAACAAGCUGAACAAACGCAUCAACAAAACCAUCGUCUCACUGGUAGAAGCUGGAGUUCUGAACCAGACCUCGGGCUCCGGCGCUUCUGGCUCCUACAGACUCGUCAAGAAGGAAUCUAAGCCCGCGAAGAAGGACGACAAAAAAGUGGUGAAGAAGAAGACGACCGCGACCGCAGCUAAGGCAAAGAAACCCGCCGCCAAGAAAGCGACGACUCCUGUGAAGAGAGCGCCCGCCAAGAAGGCUGUGACACCCAAGAAGAAGGUGAAGGCAGUGGCGGCGGCGAAGAAACCGGCUGCCAAGAAAGCGCCGGCAAAGAAGACGGUGAAGAAGAGUCCGAAGAAGGUCGCUGCCAAGAAGACCGCGAAAAUCACCAAGAAGCCCGCCGCGAAGAAAACUGCGAAGAAGGCCACAGCGAAGAAGAGUAAGAAGUGAAGAGGAUGUUUGAUUCCUGACCGCAGUCCAAACCAAAGGCUCUUUUAAGAGCCACCACACGUCACUGACGAGCGUUGACCUCUAUAGUCUCGUGUGUGUGU